Molecule: messenger RNA, 2964 nt
Organism: Centruroides sculpturatus (bark scorpion)
Lineage: Eukaryota; Metazoa; Arthropoda; Arachnida; Scorpiones; Buthidae
Product: patched domain-containing protein 3-like
Exons: 5
Coding region: 1-2964 (987 amino acids)
Cellular component (GO): membrane
Source: RefSeq, a predicted model, not a curated record
AUGGCGUGCGAUUAUAUAAGACGAGCUGUUUCUUAUACUUUUGCUCGUGUUGGAUAUCACAUCGGAUGUCAUCCGCUGGCGUACACCAUAAUACCCUUUCUGAUAUCUUUAAUACUUUCGACUGGAUUUAAAGAAUUGGAAUUAGUCAAAAGCAUAGAAUAUCUCUUUACCCCAAUCCACGCCAGAUCUAGAACGGAGAGAAAUGUUGUCGAAUCGCUGUUUCCAUCAGAUUUUUCAAAAGAUUACGACUUUUUAAGAACUUCUAGAUUCGGAAGAUAUGCAGCUGUUAUUGCCACUGCCAAAUACAACGAUUCUAUGCUGGANAAAUGCAGAAGUUUUAAAGUGGCCAUGGCGUGCGAUUAUAUAAGACGAGCUGUUUCUUAUACUUUUGCUCGUGUUGGAUAUCACAUCGGAUGUCAUCCGCUGGCGUACACCAUAAUACCCUUUCUGAUAUCUUUAAUACUUUCGACUGGAUUUAAAGAAUUGGAAUUAGUCAAAAGCAUAGAAUAUCUCUUUACCCCAAUCCACGCCAGAUCUAGAACGGAGAGAAAUGUUGUCGAAUCGCUGUUUCCAUCAGAUUUUUCAAAAGAUUACGACUUUUUAAGAACUUCUAGAUUCGGAAGAUAUGCAGCUGUUAUUGCCACUGCCAAAUACAACGAUUCUAUGCUGGACGAAUCGACAAUGCAUGAUUUAUUUAAAAUGGAUAAGACAAUUCGAAAUAUUAGUUUUAUCUGGAGGAACACAACAAUCAGUUAUGAAAGAAUUUGCGCCAAGACAAUGCACGACGAAUGCCUUAGAAACUAUGCUUUAUCUUUAAGGGGAAAAGUGAAAAGCAUUAAAUUAGGAAAAUACAAAAUCAAGUAUCCAUUGGAGAAGACUGAAGGAGAGCCCAUACCACCUCUGAUAAACUUAGGAGGAGUGUUUAUAGAUAAAAAUAAUUUAGUGAGAGACUUCAAAGCAGUAAGACUCAUAUAUCAACUGGAUUCUGGUACAGAAGAGAAGAAUCAAAUUUCGUCCAGAUGGGAAAAUGAAGUUUUAGCCAAGUUAUCGAAUUUGAAAUUUAAAUAUAUCAAAUUUUCUUAUGUUGUCGGAGACACAUUUGACAACGAAGUAAACACAAUCAGUCAGAAGUUUUGGUAUCUGACCUUAAUACUCGGUGCUCUUAUGGUAUGUUUUUCGGCACUGUCUUCGUGUUCUAGAGGUGUCGCUAGCAAACCUUUACUGGGUAUCGCAGCUUGUCUUUCGGCAUUUAUAUCUACAGCUUCUGCCUUUGGAUUAUUAUUGUAUUGUGGAAUGGAGUACUUCGAUAUAAAUAUGGCUAUUCCGUUUCUUAUGUUAGGUAUCGGCAUCGACGACUCUUUUGUACUUUUAUCUGCUUGGAGACGUACAGACAGCAACGACGAAGUGAAGAAAAGAAUGAGCGAUUCUUACUCCGAGGCUGCAGUUUCUGUUUCUGUCACUUCUAUAACCAAUAUUCUUGCCUUUUGUACAUGCCUUAUCACUCCUUAUAGAGUUGUACGGAUAUUUGGUACAUAUUGUGCAGUGUCGUUAGUCUUCGAUUACAUCUAUCAAAUAUUUUUCUUCGGUGGGAUUAUGGCUCUGGAAGGUUACAGAGAAAAACGAAAUCUUCAUCCGUUAUUUCUAUUUCCACUUAAACCAAUUAUUUCAGGUAAGAAAAUAAAUUCCCAAGAAUUAUACAUCAUGGUAUUCUUGCGAGAUGUUGCAGGGAAAUAUUUACAAAAACUCUACAUUAAGAUAUUAUUAGCUGUAAUAUAUACUUGCUAUUUAGCGGGGGGAAUUUAUUGCUUGAAAUACAUUAAACAUGGACUAGAUUACAAGAAAGUAUUUCCGUACACCUCAUACGCUGUUCCUUUCAUACUUGAUCAUUAUGAAUAUUUCACACUUCACCCGCACAGAAUACAAAUUGUUAUUAACCAGACUUUAGAUUAUUCCGAUGUACAAACUCAAAAAGAUGUCGAAAGCCUUGUAAAUACUUUCGAAACUGCUCCGUUUAUCAGUGGCUAUCUUACAACAGAAUGCUGGCUGAGAGAAUAUCUAUCUUUUAGCGAAAGUGCACUUUCUAAAUUGGUCUUCAAAGGAUAUAACUUGAACAAUUCCUAUGAGUUUUUGGAUGGAUUGAAAAAUGUAUUUUUAAAUGUUAAAAGUUUCCGCAGAUUUCGUAACGACGUCGUUUUUAACACUGAAGGGGAUCGAAUUUUAGCGUCCAGAUGUUAUAUUCUUAGUUAUAAUAUAAAAAACUCCAGUGCAGAAACGACAAUGAUGGAAACAGUUCGUAAAAUAGCGGAUAAUAGUAAAUUUAAAGUAUUCGUACAUCAUCCAUGGUUCGUUUAUUAUGACCAAUACUUAAAUGUGACAACAACUUGCAUUCAGACUGUAUGCCUUUCCGCAUUACUAGUAUCCUUGGUACUUUUCUUAUUUAUACCAAAUUUCACAUGUACUAUAUGUGUCAUGCUAACUGUAGUCUCCAUAGAGGUGUGUAUAGUUGGAUACAUGUCUCUUUGGGACGUUAAUGUUGACACUAUUUCCAUGAUAAUUCUAGUUAUGAGUGCGGGAUUUUGUGUAGAUUAUUCCGCUCACAUCACGUACGCUUACAUAAGUAGCGAAGAAAGCGAUCCUGCGGGUAAGAUGAGAUACUCAUUAUACGCUGCGGGUUAUCCAAUAAUUCAAGGAUGUGCUUCGACAAUUCUAGGGGUAUCGGUUCUGUAUUUCGGUAGUAGUUACUUGUUGUUUAUAUUUUUCAAAAUUUUGCUUCUAACAAUGACAUUUUCUGCAUUUCACGGCUUAAUUUUGUUGCCAGUAAUUCUUAGCACUGGAGAUUCUAUAGCGCUUUCUUGGAAAAAUAAAAGGAAUAGAAAAAACUUCCGUAUAAUAAAGCAUAAAGACAAUGAUUUGACAAAUAAUAAUGAUCAAAGGGACGUUGAAUUAUGUUUUAUUGAAAAAUAA